Messenger RNA from Medicago truncatula (barrel medic), 4923 nucleotides. Its product is annotated as disease resistance protein RPM1. Gene Ontology annotation, molecular function: ADP binding. NCBI's taxonomy places the organism in Eukaryota, Viridiplantae, Streptophyta, Magnoliopsida, Fabales, Fabaceae. The record is from RefSeq and is a predicted model, not a curated record. The coding region runs from base 876 to 2969 and encodes 697 amino acids. Gene Ontology annotation, biological process: defense response to other organism. The transcript has 2 exons.
UGAAUAAUAAAAUGGGUUUGGUCUGUAUACACCAACUUGAUAAAACUAAACACAUCACAUUUGUAGGCUGAUAACAAAAAACAAUGGCAUUCCUUCCUUUGACUUUUUAAUCUUAAUUUUUCUUCGCAACAUUCACAGUUAGUUUUCCUUUGGCAUAUGAGAUGAGACUGAAAUGGCAGAAACUGCAGUAUUAUUUGUCCUGGGGGAAGUGUUGGAAUUCCUAAAAGAAGAAACAAAUCUCCUGAGUGGUGUGCACAAAGAUUUUUUAGACAUCAAAGAUGAACUUGAGAGCAUUCAAGUCUUCCUCAAAGAUGCAGAUAUAAGAGCUGCAGAUGAAGCAGACACCAAUGAUGGAAUAAGAACUUGGGUGAAGCAGCUGAGAGAAGCAUCAUUUCGCAUUGAAGAUAUCAUCGAUGAAUACCUUCGGCUCAUGCAUAGGGCAAAAUCCAAUCCUUCUGGAUGCCGUCAAUCUUUAUUCUGCAAGAUUGCAAGCCUAAUCAAAACUUUGAUUCCCCAUCAUCAGAUAGCAUCUGAGAUUAAAAACAUUAAGAUAUCAAUUCGUGGAAUCAAGGAAAGAAGUGAGAGGUAUAACUUUCAAAUUUCACAGACACCAGGAUCAUCAAGCAGCAGCAACAGCAGUAGAGAGACGGACAAUAGAAGAUGGCAUGAUCCUCGGUUGUCUUCCCUUUUCAUUGAAGAAACUGCAAUUGUCGGAUUUGAAGGCCCGAGGGAAGAAUUGUCUGGUUGGUUAUUGGAGGGCACAGCUGAGCGCACAGUGAUUUCAGUGGUUGGAAUGGGAGGUCUAGGAAAAACCACUCUUGCGUGCUUGCAUCACCGUUUCUCAAUCAUUCACCGUGAGGGGGAUAUUGAUCAACAUGAUGGAGGAAUUUUGUAGCGAAACUGAAGGCCCUCUUUUGCAGAUGUUACACAAAAUGGAUGACAAGUCACUCAUUCUACAAGUGAGGCAAUACCUGAAACAUAAAAAGUAUUUGAUAUUCUUCGAUGAUGUAUGGCAAGAAGAUUUUUCCGACCAGAUUGAAUUUGCCAUUCCAAAUAACAAUAAAGGUUGUAGGAUCAUAAUCACCACUAGAAUGAUGCAAGUUGCAGAUUUUUUCAAGAAAUCUUUUCUAGUUCAUGUUCACAACUUGCAACUUUUGACACCAAACAAAGCAUGGGAACUCUUCUGCAAGAAAGCAUUCAGAUUUGAGCUUGGUGGGCAUUGUCCACCAGAGCUUAAGUUCAUGUCAAAAGAAAUUGUUCGAAAAUGCAAGCAGCUACCCCUGGCAAUUGUAGCCGUCAGUGGUCUACUUUCAACAAAAGCUAAAACCGUGACUGAAUGGAAAAUGGUGAGUCAAAACCUGAACCUGGAGUUGGGACGUAAUGCCCAUUUAUCUAGUCUAACAAAGAUUUUAUCUCUGAGUUAUGAUAGCCUGCCCUACUACUUGAAACCAUGCAUUUUGUAUUUUGGUAUAUAUCCUCAAGACUAUUCUGUUAAUAAUAAGAGAUUAACUCGACAAUGGAUAGCCGAAGGGUUUAUUAAAUGUUAUGAGAGACGAACUCCAGAGGAAGUUGCAGAGGAGUACUUGUCUGAAUUGAUUCAUAGAAGUUUAGUUCAAGUCUCAAUUGUUGAAGGGAAAGUUCAAACAUGUCAAGUCCAUGAUUUAUUCUGGGAAGUUCUCAUCAGAAAAAUGAAGGACUUAAGUUUCUGUCAUUGUGUGCAUGAUGAUGGUGAAUCAAUCGUGGUUGGAAGCACUAGACGCCUAUCUAUAUCCACUAAUCUCAACAAUGUGUUGAAGAGCACUAACAAUUCACAUUUUCGUGCUAUUCAUGUUUUGGAAAAAGGUGGAUCAUUGGAGAAUUUGAUGGGUAAACUGUGUUCGCAGUCUAGCAUUUUGAAGGUACUUGACAUUCAAGGUACAUCAUUGAAUCAUAUUCCUAAAAAUCUGGGAAGUCUUUUUCACUUGAGGUACAUAAACCUAAGCUAUACUAAUGUACAAACUCUUCCUAAAUCUGUUGGUGAGCUACAGAAUUUAGAGACAUUAGAUUUAAGAGAAACACUUGUGCAUGAACUACCACAUGAAAUAAACAAGUUGGAAAAGCUACGGAACCUUCUUGUUCGCCAUAGUAACUACAAAGGAAAUUAUUCUCUUUUGGGCUAUACAACUGGUGUGAGGAUGCAAAAAGGUAUUAAAAUCUUGACUUCCCUUCAAAACCUUUAUCACGUGGAGGUAGAUCAUGGGGGAGUAGAUCUCAUUCAAGAGAUGAAAAUGCUAAGGCAGUUAAGGAGGUUAGGCUUAAGUCAAGUAAGACGAGAACAUGGGAAUGCCUUAUGUGCUGCAGUAGCAGAAAUGAAACACCUUGAAUAUCUUAAUAUCUCUGCAAUAUCUGAGGAUGAAAUCAUCGACUUGAACUGUAUAUCAUCCCCUCCCCAACUUCUGCGGCUACAUUUGAAAGCUAGACUACAAAAGUUGCCUGAUUGGAUUCCAGAACUUGAGUGCCUUGUUAAGGUAAGACUGAGUUUUUCUAUGUUGAACUAUGAUCCACUGCAGUCACUCAAAAACUUGCCGAAUCUGGUUAGUCUUUGUUUGUGGGACAAUUGCUAUGAUGGUGAAAUUUUUCAUUUUCAAAAUGGAGGGUUUCUUAAACUGAUGACACUGAACCUCCGUUGCUUGUAUAAAGUAAACUCGGUUGUUAUUGACAAUGGAACCUUGCUCUCUCUCGAACAUCUUACUCUGGAAAAAAUCCCCCAACUGAAGGCGGUACCCUCUGGCAUCAAACUCAUGCAUAAACUCAAAGAUAUUCACGUCACUGAUAUGCCAGCUGAAUUUGUUGAAAGCUUUGAUCCAGAUAAAGGGCAAGACUACUCGAUUAUCAAGCAUGUUCCUCUUGUAUUCGUUCGUCACUCGCAUGGCCCGAACUUAUUCGAUUAUGACAUACGCACUAUUCACUCGUCUUCCAAGGAGUCAUAAUCAAAUUGAGAAUGCUCGGAUGUCUAGCAAGUUUCAAAAGAUGAAGUGGACAGACGUUUGGGUUCUUCGUGAUACAGCUCCAAGAUGACAUAUUUCGUUCUAUGUUGCUUCAAUUAAAAAUAAAAUGUUUCCUUCUCAUCCUGCAAUUAUCUAGAAAAAUGUGGAUUCCAUUCACUCACUGAGUGACUUUGGCUUUUGUUUUAUAUUUGUGUCAUUGGUGGUGUUUUAUAAUUUGGUUGUAAUCAAGACAUUUCUUUCCUACUUUUGCUAUGUUUGGUGUUAAGACUGGUGGGGGUUUUUCUUCUACCUUUGUAAUAAUAAUCAAAACUAUUGUUGUUAAAAUCCUGAUCAGAAUCGUUAAAUCCUACAGUUUUGCGACUUUGUUCUUCCUAACCAAUCUGAAUCUUAAGUGGAAUCCUAAACUAUGCAAAGUCUGUUCAAAAUCGUUUAUGUUUAAGCGAUUUUGUUCUGCCUUAUAAUUGGCGCGUUCGUGAUGCAUGUAAUAUUGGUUUGUAGCAUCUAGGUUUUGCGUAUUUUGUGGAAUUGGUUGUUUUAUAUUUAAGAUUUGAGACUAUUAGUUGUUAAUGUUUAAUCUUUGUUACCAGUUUGUUUUAUGUUUAAGAUUUGAGACUGAGUUGUUGAUGUUUAUGAUUUGAGACUUGGUUGUUUUAUGUUUGCAAUAAGAUUUCAAACUUUAAGUAGUGUAUGCACUUUCUAGUUGAUAUUUAAUAUUAUUUAAGUAGAAUGCUUCGAUUUUGGUCGCGAUCUUCGAUUUUGCGAUCUUGCUAUCCCCUUUUCGAUUCUACAAAAUCAAUGCAGUAGAAUCCUUUGAUUUUGGUUGCAAUUUUAGGUUUUGCGAUCUUGCUAUCAUCUUUUCGAUAUGAAGCAAAAUCUCAAUUGUGAUAACCUUGAUCAAAACCACUUCAUCUGAAUGAAUAUGUUAACUUUGCUUACCAAGAUUGAUGCUACUAUCAUAAUCUUGCUAUAACUACAAAUAACUGAAUGAUUUGAAGUUAAUUGAGAGGACAUGAAUGUGUCUCAGCCAACCGCUUUCAUCCAUCAUCUCUUCAUUAAAUUUGAAAACUGAAAAAGCCUUAAUUGGCCUGGUUUCAGUUCAAAUUGACCUUUUCGCCAGCUACUAACCGAAGUCAGACACUUUGCUCUUCAUCUACACAUCAAGUUUCAUAUUGCAUACUUUCUAAUAUACGUAGAUGAUGACAUGCUGCUUGUGUGGAAUGAAUCCAAGUUUCUGCAAGCGGUUCAAGAAAUCACUUGCUUGCUACCACAUUCUCUUCAAAGGAUCGUGGUCCAUCAGCUCACCUAUUAGGUGCUGAAACUUUUCGUGAUUCCAGUGGACCCUUCCUAACUUCUGUAAGCAGAUAUGAGCUACCUUGGCAGGUUCUAAACUGAUUUCAACAUCCAUGGCCACUUCCUAAAGUCUGGUUGGUUCCUUGCAUUAUCUAACAUCCAUCACUCGGAUUUUACAUUUUCAGCCAACAAAUUUUUCCAGCAUAUGCAAUCACAAACUUCAGAAAGACAUUCAUGCAUUGAAGCCUAUUCUAUAAUGUCUCAAAUCAACCAUUUCACAUGGAAUUUAUCUAAUCAAUGCAUAGCUUACAACAUUUUGUGAUUCUGGUUGGGUAUGUAUGACGAAGAGACACUCAAGACAGAAAAAGUCAUUUACUUUGGUCCCAACGUGAUUUGAUGAUCUUGUAAAAUGCAACCAGCAGAAAACAGGUGCAACUUAUCUGUGUGCUAAAUCCACAUUCCAUUCCACAUGGAACACUUUACCAUAGACUCAAGUCAAUGGAUCUCCCUCCAUUUUGUGGGGGCAUAUAGGUGCUCUUCUUUAGUUAGUUAUAUUCAAUCUUACAAGUUUAUUUAUUUUCAAAAUACUAUCUGUUUGUUAAGGUUGUAUUUUUCUAUUAUCCAUUCGUCAUCCCUGUUUAUUUUA